AUGGAUGAGUACACAGUCCAGUCAGUGCUUGGAGAAGGAUCAUUUGGGAGAGUUCUUUUGGUCCACCAUAAGAACGGAAGCCAGAAAUACGCAAUGAAGGAAAUAAGACUUCCCAAGUCUGAUACACAGAGAUCUUGGAAUGAAUCUGUUCUGUUGGCUAAGAUGAAACACCCAAAUAUUGUCACUUACAAGGAAUCAUUUGAAGCUGAUGGACACCUGUACAUAGUGAUGGAAUACUGUGACGAGGGAGAUCUCCUGCAAAAAAUUAAGCUUCAAAAGGGAAGGUUGUUCCCAGAAGAUACGAUACUUAACUGGUUCGCGCAGAUGUGCCUGGGUGUGAAGUAUAUACACAACAGACGUGUAUUGCACAGAGACAUCAAAUCCAAGAAUAUACUUCUCACGCAAAAUGGAAAAGUAAAACUGGGAGAUUUUGGAUCUGCACUUCUUCUUACCAGCCCGAAGGCAUACGCUUGUUCUUACGUGGGAACCCCUUAUUACGUGCCUCCAGAAAUAUGGGAAAACACACCUUACAACAAUAAAAGUGAUAUAUGGUCCCUAGGAUGCAUUUUAUAUGAGCUGUGUACUCUUAAGCAUCCGUUUCAAGCCAAUAGCUGGAAACAUCUUAUCCUAAAGAUAUGUAACGGAUACUACAGCCCUCUUCCAUCCCACUAUACUUACGACCUUCACUAUUUGAUAAAGCAAAUGUUUAAGAAGAAUCCCAGGAACCGUCCAUCAGCUAGUACAAUUCUUAACAGAAACUGCUUGGCGAAGCUUAUCAAAAAUUUUGAUUCAGCAGAGGAGGAAGGAAAAUACACAAGAUGCAAGACUAGCUGUUCAGAACUGGAGCUUGUUUCCAAGGGACUCAGUGAAAUGGGAUUGGAGAAAACAGGUAUAGAUGUAGUAAAAGCAGCUUUACCAAGCCCCCAGAGACGACAGUGGGAAAAGGGAAGAUCCAGUACUGUGGUCAACAUCCUAGACAAGGCCCCUCUACUUUCUUCCAGUGUUACAACCAAAGAGGAUGCAAGUGGUCAAGUGAGAAAAUAUGGUGAAAAUAUCACACGUAAGCAGUGGACCAAGCAGCCUCCUGAAACUGUCUUGAAUAUUCUCCACAAUGCUGAUAUCAGUUUAGCCUUUAAAACAUACACCAUCUACAAAGCAGGCUCAGAUGAUCUAUUGAGAGGACCACUUACUGAAGAAACCAAAGCAUCUGAUGAAACAGAUGGUGAAAUUACGAUGGAGGGCCCUGAGAGACUUGAAUCAAGAUCUGAUGAGGAAGACACGGACUUUGAAGCAGAAGAUGAUCCAGACUGGGUUUUUGAACUGAAAAGGAUGACCAAUUUGGAGUGACGGACAACAGAAAAGAUGAA
Molecule: messenger RNA, 1367 nt
Organism: Euleptes europaea (tarantolino)
Lineage: Eukaryota; Metazoa; Chordata; Lepidosauria; Squamata; Sphaerodactylidae
Gene: NEK3
Product: NIMA related kinase 3
Exons: 13
Coding region: 1-1347 (448 amino acids)
Biological process (GO): protein phosphorylation
Molecular function (GO): protein kinase activity; ATP binding
Source: RefSeq, a predicted model, not a curated record